Mizuhopecten yessoensis (Yesso scallop) is the source of this 2371-nucleotide messenger RNA. RefSeq names its product adenosine kinase-like. The record is from RefSeq and is a predicted model, not a curated record. The coding region runs from base 262 to 1527 and encodes 421 amino acids. Gene Ontology annotation, molecular function: adenosine kinase activity. Gene Ontology annotation, cellular component: nucleus; cytosol. The transcript has 3 exons. Gene Ontology annotation, biological process: purine ribonucleoside salvage. Lineage: Eukaryota; Metazoa; Mollusca; Bivalvia; Pectinida; Pectinidae.
AUUUGUGUAUUCACCGUCCACGUCCAAUACGGGCCGCAUACCAACUCAAGUUUGUAUACUACAACCCAUUGGUAUCACUAUUUUGGCACAGAUAUAUAAUACAACGCUUUAAUUUGAGAAGCGAUAUGGUAUCCUGCUUACAAAAUCACAGACUUGUCGGAUUCGACUACGAAAUAUUUGUCCGAAACGUCAUAAAGUUUUAGACUUUGCCGGUGUGCCCCGAAAAUUUGGCCCGCCAAUUACAAAGGAUACUUAUAAGGUAUGGCUGUUGUGUCGAGUCGACUGGUGUGGACAUGUGUGAAGCUAGGAUGUCGGAAUCGAACCAGCUUAAUUACGUGUGUUUAUACAUGUAAACAACAUCAGAGAUCAACAGGCUUACACACAUUAGUCGAUAGCAGACCUGGACUUGGGAACAAUUUGACCGGAAGUCCCAUUGAUCUCCACCAUCGAUCUCGAUUGAGGCUGUGUGACCACUCGACCGUGCGAAAGAUGUCAUCCGAUAGCUGCUCCGAGGAUGUCCUGUUGGGGAUUGGCAACCCUCUACUGGACAUCACAGUAGAGGCUGACCAGGCUCUUCUGGACAAGUACAAACUGCUAGCCAACAAUGCCAUAAUCGCUGAACAACAACACAUGCCUCUGUUUGAUGAUCUCGUCAAAAAUUACACUCCAAUCUAUUUAGCCGGUGGUGCCACACAGAAUACUAUUCGUGUGGCUCAGUGGUUACUCCAGAAGCCGAAUGCCACAACUUUUCUCGGCGGAGUAGGGAAUGAUGUGUUUAAGGAUAUUUUAGCAAAGAAAGCCGAAGAAGUUGGUGUGAAUGUCCAAUAUGAAGUUCAUUCAGAGAAAGCAACGGGUAAAUGUGCAGCCGUGAUCACUGGUGAAGACAGAUCUCUUAUAACAGAUCUUGGAGCUGCAGAGCUGUUCACAUCCGAUUUUGUUAAACAGGAAGACAAUUGGAAAUUAGUUGAAAAUGCUCAAAUGUAUUACAUUGGAGGGUUCAUAGUUCCAGUCAGCUCCGAGGCUGUUUUAGCUGUGGCCAAACACGCUGCCGAAAAUGGGAAAACAGUUGUAAUGAAUCUUCAUGCCACUUUCCUUUGCAAACAUUUUGCAGACCCCAAACUUAAUCUGAUGCAAUACGUUGAUGUGUUGUUCGGAAAUUCUGAUGAAGCUGCAGAAUUCGCAAAGUGUCAAGGAUUUGAGUCUUCGGACUUGAAAGACAUUGCCAAGUUAACAGCAAAUCUACCCAAGGCAAACAAGAACAAAGAACGUACAAUAAUAUUUACGCAAGGAAAGGCAGCAACCGUUACAUGCCAUAAAGGGGAGAUCACUGUGUUUCCUGUCGUACCUGCCGAACGUAGCCUUAUAAAAGACACCAAUGGCUGUGGAGAUUCCUUUGUGGGAGGAUUUCUAUCUCAAUUGGUGAUGAAUAAAUCUCUGGAGGAAUGCAUGCGGUGUGGCGCCUAUGCUGCUAAAGUUGUAAUUCAGCAUUUUGGUUGUAACUACCCUGAAAAACCAGAUUUUCACUAGUGACUGCAACGUUAUUCAGUCUGUUGAUUUCUUUGUAUGGGACACUUUAAGGUUGUAAUGUUUAUUUCAAAACAAGUUCAGUUAGGUUCAAUCUCAUUUAUCUAGUCUUUUUAUUCUGUAACAAUUAUUCAGUUUUUUUGCCAAAAUGUUUCAGAAUUUUUUUACAUGAAGGUUGUCUGUCUAAAAUUAUUCCAGUACGAAUUAAAAAACAUAUACUUUUGAAUGAUUCCAAAGGGGUGUACUCCAGAUCAGACCCCUAUAACUUGUAUUCAUGAGAGAUUAAUUAAAUUGUAACAUUUCUUAUUAAAUGCCAUUUAUAUAUGCUACCUCAAAAGAUGGGAUUAGAGACUGAGACUUAUUCCCCCCAUACAAAGAUGUACUAAGUACUAAUAAACAAUGUGUACCAUGUAAUUAUUAUUGGUACCUGCUACAUACAACUUCAAAGACUUGAAAUGUUGAUACAUAUACACAUUUUGGAUAAUUUAGUCAAAUAUCGAUACUCAUCCUAAUUAACUCAUUACACUAAUACUCGGUACUUUUUGUUGUGUUGUGUGUUCUUGAUAGGUAUGUUUGUUGUGCAUGUAGCAUGAAACAAAACAGAGCUUAUAUACUUGCCAACUCUCCCUAAUUAGGAGAGAGACUCCGGAUUGUGGACCCUUAAAUUUAACAUCUCCACCCACUGCUGGUGUUAAAUGUGCCUUUUGAUUGUAAUUUUCAAUUAAAGAACGUGACAGACCGACGACAGAGUUGUAGAAUUGGUAUAUAUAGUAUAAAUAUUCUAAUUGUAGCUAUGGAAGAAAAGGUUGCUUUUUUAUUACAUUUGCAAAUAAAACAAUUUUAUUCA